ACAAAGUGAGCUGCAAACCAUAUAUGGAGAAACCCGUUUCUUAAAACUAGUGAUGAACUCAUGCUCCUUCUGUUUUCUCAAAGCUGAAGUCAGCUAGCUUUGUAAAGCUGCGGGCUGAGCACUCAGAAAGGCAAUCACACUCAGAAACGGUGGCGGCUCCGGACUGCAGCCUCCGAAGGCUCCAUGCCAGACAAAGCAUGCGCGUCACGCUGGCUGCAGUAGCCUGGAUGGUUUCUUUUGUCUCCAGUUAUUCACACACAGCACACAUUUUGCCAGAUAUCGAAGAUGAAGAUUUCAUCAGAGACUGCGUUCGAAUUCAUAACAAGUUCCGUUCAGAGGUGAAACCAACAGCCAGUGAUAUGCUAUACAUGACUUGGGAUCCAGCACUAGCCCAAAUAGCAAAAGCAUGGGCCAGAAAUUGCCAGUUUUCACAUAAUACACAGCUGAAACCACCCCACAAGCUGCACCCAAACUUCACUUCACUGGGAGAAAACAUUUGGACUGGGUCUCUGUCCCUGUUUUCUGUGUCUUCCGCUAUCACAGACUGGUAUGACGAAAUCCAGGACUAUGACUUCAAGACUCGGAAAUGCACAAAGGUCUGUGGCCACUACACUCAGGUGGUUUGGGCAGAUAGUUACAAAGUUGGUUGUGCAGUUCAAUUUUGCCCUAGAGUUUCCGGCUUUGAGAGUCUUUCCAAUGGAGCACAUUUUAUAUGCAACUAUGGACCAGGAGGCAAUUACCCAACUUGGCCAUAUAAGAAAGGAGCCACCUGCAGUGCCUGCCCCAAUAAUGACAAGUGUUUGGACAAUCUCUGUGUUAAUCAACAGCGAGACAACGUCAAACGUUACUACUCUGUUGUGUAUCCAGGCUGGCCCAUUUAUCCACGUAAUAGAUAUACUUCUCUCUUUCUCAUUGUUAAUUCAGUAAUUCUGUUGCUGUCUGUUAUAAUUACCAUUUUGAUACAGCACAAGUAUCCUAAUUUAGUUCUUUUGGACUAAUAUGAUCUAGGUUUAAAAAAAAAAAACAAAAAAAAACCAACCUUAUUCACAUAUGGCUUAUUUUUUAACCAAUAACAAUUAGGUGUAUUUCUAUUUUAAAACAUUUCAGAAAAAAAAAAAAUAUGUUGCAGCAA
This is a messenger RNA of Cebus imitator (Panamanian white-faced capuchin), 1132 nucleotides long. It is a transcript of the gene GLIPR1, whose product is annotated as GLI pathogenesis related 1. The transcript is spliced from 6 exons. The coding region runs from base 198 to 998 and encodes 266 amino acids. Gene Ontology annotation, cellular component: extracellular region. NCBI's taxonomy places the organism in Eukaryota, Metazoa, Chordata, Mammalia, Primates, Cebidae. The record is from RefSeq and is a predicted model, not a curated record.